UUAAAUGACUUGUAAUGGUAGAGCUGGCACUCGGAGUUGGAUGAACGCAUGCGUCAAGUGCGCGUAAAGCAUCUUUAUACGCGUUUGCGUUCUGUCAGCGAUGAGCGCUUCUCCUCCAUCAAGUCUAGAUUAGGAUACCGGGGGUGGGGCGACAGCGCUCCGUCCCGGUAAGGGGAGGAGAGAACUGGCAGCAAAGGCGGUACUUUCUCCGGGCUUGGUUUCGCGGUGCCUGAGAGUGUGCGGGACCAGGGCUGGAGAGAUCUGCAUGUCGGGGGAAGGCAUCAAGGCAAAAAAAAAAAAAAAAAAAAAAAAUAGUGAAAAAUAUAAAAAAAUAAAAAGCCAGUCCACCCCAGUCCAGCGCGGAGCCUCGCCUGCCUGGCAGAUCUUCUUUUGGAGGGGGACUGCACCACAUUCCUGUGAACUAUAACUGCUUUGAAUGGCAUGUGGCUUGUAACUUUACUUCUGCUGUAUUCUUUGCAAGAAGUCAACAGUGAAGAUGUUGUCUCUACACGGCUGUACUUUGUGAACGCCUCCCUGCAGCGGGUGACCUUCUCCAGCUCGGUGGGGGUGUCCCUGCCCUGCCCCGCGGGCGGCGCCCCCCAUGCCGUCCUGCGCUGGUACCUGGCCGCCGGAGACGACAUUUACGACGUGCCCCACAUCCGCCACGUGCACGCCAAUGGCACCCUCCAGCUGUACCCCUUCUCUCCCUCCGCCUAUAACAGCAUCAUCCACGACAACGAGUACUUCUGCACCGCAGAGAACCAGGCGGGAAAAAUCCGGAGCCCCAGCAUUCACAUCAAAUCAGUUUUCCGAGAGCCAUAUACAGUCCGUGUGGCUGACCAGCGCUCCAUGCGAGGUAAUGUCGCUGUCUUCAAGUGCCUCAUCCCCUCUGCUGUCCAGGAGUACGUCAGUGUGGUGUCCUGGGAGAAAGAUACCGUUUCCAUUGUGCCAGGUAACCGUUUCUUCUUGACCUCAUUUGGAGCUCUGUAUAUCUCAGAGGUACAGAAGGAAGAUGCUCUGUCCACCUAUCGCUGUAUCACAAAGCACAAGUACAGUGGUGAGACUCGGCAGAGCAAUGGAGCCAGGCUCUCUGUUAUGGACCCUACGGAGUCCACCCCGUCAGUCCUGGACAGUUUCCAAUCCGGUGAGGUGAAGGUAGGGCAUAGUGUGGAGCUGCCCUGCAUCGCAUCAGGGUACCCAAACCCCACCAUCAGAUGGUUAAAGGAUGGGCGGCCACUGCCGGCAGACUCCCGCUGGACGCGCCGCAUCACAGGCCUCACGAUUUCUGACUUGAGGCUGGAAGACAGCGGCAACUACAUCUGUGAGGUCACCAACAGCUUCGGCUCCAAAGAGGUGACGGGUCACCUCAACGUCAUCGAACCCCUGCGGGUAACCUUGUCCCCCAAGAACCUCAAGACGGGCAUCAGCAGCACGGUCAUCCUAUCUUGUGCUGUCCAGGGUUCUCCCCACUAUUCCGUGUCGUGGUACCGUAACACAGAACCUGUUCUGCCCGACCAACACUUCUCCAUCCAAGGCGCUCACAACGAGACCUUGUUCAUUUCGGCGGCCCAGAAAAGACACUCGGGCGCUUAUCAGUGCUUUGCCACACGCAAAGCCCAAACCGCCCAGGACUUCUCCAUCAUACUGCUGGAAGAUGGCACUCCGCGUAUUGUGGCCUCCUUCAGUGAGAAGGUGGUGGUCCCAGGCGAGCCGUUUUCCCUGAUGUGCACUGCCAAAGGAGCGCCUCCGCCGACCAUCACCUGGACCCUGGACGAUGAGCCCGUGGCCCGUGACCUUUCCCGCGUGCGAGCCAGCCAGUAUACGCAUUCCGACGGGAGCACCGUGAGCUACGUCAACGUCAGCAACCCCCAGAUCCGCGACGGUGGAUUGUAUCGGUGCGCCGCACGAAACUCGGCCGGUAGCGCCGAGUACCAAGCGCGCAUAAACGUAAGAGGCAAUCCAAGGAUUCGGCCGAUGAAAAACAUCACGGCUGUGGCAGGACGCAGCUCUUUUGUAAACUGCCGUGUGAUCGGCUACCCGUAUUAUUCCAUCAACUGGUACAAGGAGGGGCUUCUGCUACCCGACAACCAUCGUCAGGUGGUGUUUGAAAACGGCACCCUGAAGCUUACCGAUGUCCAGAAGGGGAUGGAUGAGGGGGCGUAUAUCUGUAGUGUGCUCAUACAACCUCAGCUUUUCAUCAAGCAGACUGUAUACAUUACAGUCAAAGUUCCUCCGCUGAUCCAGCCAUUUGACUUCCCGCCAACUUCCAUUGGCAAGCUGAUGUACAUCGCAUGCGUGGUGGCGUCCGGCGACAUGCCCAUCCGCAUCACGUGGCGCAAGGACGGCCAGGAGAUCGUGCCUUCGUCGGGCAUCACCAUCGACACCAAAGAGUUCAUGAGCUCCCUGCAGAUCUCCAAGGUGUCACUGAAGCACAACGGAAACUACACCUGCAUCGCCAGCAACGACGCUGCCACUGUCAGCACUGAGAGGCAGCUCACUGUCACAGUGCCUCCCCGUUUUGUGGUGCAGCCCAACAACCAGGAUGGGAUCUACGGGAAGUCUGGUAUUCUAAACUGCUCAGUUGAUGGAUACCCACCUCCCAAAGUCAUGUGGAAGCACGCCAAAAGUGCACUAGCGGGUAUCGGGAACCCACAGCAGUACCACCCUGUGCCUCUGACGGGCCGGAUACAGAUCAUGAACAACGGUUCGCUGCUGAUCCGUCACGUACUGGAGGAGGAUCGAGGCUUCUACCUGUGUCAGGCCUCCAACGGGGUGGGCUCCGAUAUCAGCAAGAGCAUGGUGCUCACUGUUAAGAUCCCAGCCAUGAUCACAAGUCACCCCAACACCACUAUGGCCAAGAAGGGUCACGUUAAGGAGCUGAACUGCACAGCCAGGGGAGAAUGGCCCAUCAUCAUUCGCUGGGAGAGAGGCGACACGGUCAUUGACCCUGACCGCAAUCCCCGCUACUCCAUUACCACAAGCCCCAACGAGAAGACUGAUGAGGUCUUAUCCACUCUCAAGCUGAAACCAGCAGAGCGUGAGGACUCAGUCUUCUUCUCCUGUCACGCCAUCAACUCGUACGGCGAAGGACGAGGCCUCAUUCAGCUCACUGUGCAAGAGCCCCCAGACCCUCCAGAGCUGGAGGUGCGAGAAGUGAAAGAUCGCAGUAUGAACCUGCGAUGGACGCAGAGGUUUGACGGGAACAGCGUCAUCACUUCCUAUGACAUUGAGUAUAAGAACAAGACUGAUAACUGGGAGUUGAAGCAUGCCACUCGAAACAUCUCCCCCACUAACAAUCAGGCCAACAUUGUGGACCUCCACCCGGCUUCCGUCUACAGCAUUCGCAUGUACUCCUACAAUGCCAUCGGCAAGAGCGAGGCCAGUAAGGAGCUCACCAUUAGCACGGAAGAAGCUCAGCCUGAUGGUCCUCCCAUGGAUGUGAUCCUGCAGCCGGUGACCUCUCAGAGUAUCAGGGUUACUUGGAAGGCUCCCAGAAAGGAACUCCAAAACGGAGUGAUCCGAGGUUACCAAAUCGGUUACAGAGAGAACGGCCCAGGCAGCAAUGGCCAAUACAGCAUUGUGGAGAUGAAGGCCACCGGAGACAGUGAGGUGUACACGUUGGACAACCUCAAGAAGUUUGCACAGUACGGAGUGGUGGUUCAGGCCUUCAACAGAGCUGGUACCGGGCCCUCCAGCUCUGAGAUCAACGCGACCACACUUGAAGACGUUCCCAGCCAGCCUCCUCAGAAUGUGCGCGCCAUCUCUGUCACAUCGGAUGAGGCUGUCAUCUCUUGGGCCGAACCCCCCAGGAUGACUCUACAUGGAGUUUUAAAGGGCUACCGUGUCGUCUUUUGGGCCGUCUUCCCUGAUGGAGAGUGGGGUGAAAUGCAGAACAUCACUACAACCAAGGAGCAGGUGGAGCUCAGGGACCUGGAGAAGUUCACCAACUACAGCAUCCAGGUCCUGGCCUACACACAGGCUGGCGAUGGCGUGCGCAGCAAUGUCCUGUACAUCCAAACACGCGAAGACUACCCCGGGCCCCCAGCUGGCAUCAAAGCUGUGCCCUCCUCUGCCAGCAGUGUUGUGGUAUCCUGGUUACCUCCUCAUAAACCAAAUGGAAUCAUCCGCAAGUACACCAUCUACUGCUCGAGCCCCGGAUCAGGCCAACCGAUGCCCAGCGAAUAUGAAGCUAACCCAGAGCUCGUCUUCUACCGCAUCAGCCACCUCAACCACAGGCAGCAGUACUUGAUCUGGGCUGCAGCCGUCACCACUGCAGGUCGCGGAAACUUCAGCGACAAGGUCACAGUUGAGCCCGCCGCCAAGGCCCCUGCAAAGAUCCUGUCAUUUGGGGGUACAGUGACGACUCCGUGGAUGAAAGAGGUACGGCUGCCCUGUAGCUCUGUUGGAGAACCAACACCAACCAUUAAAUGGACCAAAGACAGUGACAACACAGCUAUCCCAGUGUCUCUAGAUGGACAGCGUCUGAUCAUGGCUAACGGCACCCUUGUGCUACGCACCGUCAAAGCAGAAGAUUCUGGUUACUACACCUGCACAGCCACCAACACGCUGGGCUUUGACACCAUCAUCGUCAAUCUUUUAGUGCAAGUUCCUCCAGACCAGCCUCGUCUCACAGUGUCCACGACCUCCACUUCCUCCAUCACUCUGGCCUGGAUACCAGGCGAUAAUGGCGGAAGCUCUAUCAGGGGUUUUGUGCUGCAGUAUUCCGUGGACAACACAGAGGAGUGGAAAGAUGUCUUCAUCAGCUCCACAGAACGAUCCUUCAAACUGGACAACCUGCGCUGCGGCACCUGGUACAAAGUCAAGUUGGCGGCGAAGAACAGCGUCGGAGCGGGACGCAUCAGCGAGAUCAUCGAAGCCAAGACCCACGGUCGAGAGCCCCAGUUUAAUAAGGACCAGCCUGUAUUCACCCAUAUCAACUCCAGCCACGCCCGCCUCAACCUGCAGGGCUGGGCCAGCGGCGGCUGUCCUAUCAGCGCCGUGACACUCGAGUUUCGCCCGAAAGGCACGUGGGCCUGGCAGAACGUGCGGACCAACGCCUCCAAAGACGUGUUCCUGGCUGAGCUGCGUGAGGCCACCUGGUAUGAGCUGAAGAUGAAAGCCUGUAACAGUGCUGGAUGCGGGAACCAGAGCUCUCAGUUUGCAACGCUGGAUUACGACGGCAGCACAAUUCCCCCCAUUAAGUCCCCUUUGGAAAAGAACGACGACGUCAAGAAGCUGUUUUCUAUUGGCUGCCCCGUGAUCCUGGUCACCCUUGGCGUGGCGCUCCUCUUCAUCGUACGCAAGAAACGCAAAGAAAAGAGGCUGAAGAGACUUCGAGAUGCCAAAAGUCUAGCAGAGAUGCUGAUCAGUAAAAACAACAGAAGCUUUGACACCCCAGUGAAGGGGCCGCCUCAGGGCCCGCGCUUGCACAUCGACAUCCCGAGAGUGCAGCUGCUGAUCGAAGACAAAGAGGGCAUCAAGCAGAUCGGCGAGGACAAGGCCACCAUACCUGUGACAGACACCGAGUUCAAUCAGACCGGGAACCCACAAAGCUUCUGCGCAGGUGUGUCCGUUCACCACCCUGCUCUCAUCCAGAACACUGGUCCUUUGAUUGACAUGUCAGACAUCAGACCAGGAACCAAUCCAGUUUCGAGGAAGAGUGUCAAAUCCGCCCACAGCAUUAGGAACCGCUACUCUAGCCAGUGGACUCUGACCAAAUGUCAGGCCUCCACACCCGCUCGCGUCCUCGCCUCGGACUGGCGCACGGUCACCUCGCAGCACGGCAUCACCGUCACCGAGAGCGACAGUUACAGUGCCAGCCUCUCGCAGGACACAGAUAAGGGUCGUAACAGCAUGGUGUCAACAGAGAGCGCCUCGUCCACCUACGAGGAGUUGGCCAGGGCGUACGAACACGCCAAGCUGGAGGAGCACCUACAGCACGCCAAAUUCGAGAUCACCGAGUGCUUCAUCUCUGACAGCUCCUCCGACCAGAUGACCACGGGUACUAACGACAACGGCGACAGCAUGACAUCCAUGAGCACGCCCUCGGAGCCCGGCAUAUGUCGCUUCACCGCCUCGCCGCCCAAGCCCCAGGACUAUGAUCGUGGCAAGAAUGUAGCCGUGCCCAUCCCCCACCGCGCCAAGAGUGACUAUUGCAACAUUCCCCUCUACAUGAAGUCAGACCCCUUCUUCCGGAAGCAGUCGGAGCACCGUGACCCGUGUCCGGUGGUUCCCCCCCGCGAAGCGUCCAUCCGCGGCCUGGCCCAGCGGGCGUACCACACCCAGGGCCGUCACAUGACUAUGGACUCUGCAAAGCAGCAGGCCCUCACCAUGGGCCACGCCGGCCUGUCCAGCCUCACCUCCUCUGGCGCGUCCGCCGGAGGAGCCGCAGGGGGAGGUGGAGGAGGAGGAAGCAUGUCCGCCAGCUCCAGCAGCUCCACGCUCCCCCAGAGGACUCUCACCAUGCCGGGCUCCUCGGCCACGGGGGCCCAGAGCGCGGCCACCGCGGCCGCCGCCACCGCUGCCGCCGCCGCCGGGGCGUCAUCAUCCUCCAGUGGGGCCGUGGGGGCCACGGGAGGCACACCCGGCGGGGCCUCCUCCUCUUCCUCCUCCAAGAUGGGAGGAUCUAGAGACUCUCUUUUGGAGAGCAGCUCAUCAGGAUUGGGCAGACUACAGAAGCAGAGGGAUGGAGGUGCGGGGGCCUACUCCAAGUCAUACACACUGGUGUAGCCUGACAUGCUUGCGGCUAAUUCAAAUGAUUAGUGGUCAAAUGCGGGGUGAAGAAGACACUGACUCCCGGCUCCUCACCCGCAAGGUGGCUGCGCUGUGCCGCGCCGCAGGGGGCCACUCGGGCUCCCAUCGACACUGCAGUAAAAAGGAGUUGAGGGGGGGGGGGGGGUCUCCGCAGCACAGAGGGGUUGCCUUUCUUUCUGCCUGAUUGCUUUUCUCCCUAUCUCUUUUACGCCAUCACUUGCCAAAACCCCAUUUAUUUGUCCACUUUUUCACAUUCUGCUUCGGACCCCCACUUAUCCAAGGUAUGCACAAAAUCCUCUCCACGUGCUGCAAGACGCGGUUGCUUGAAUUUCCCUCCGGUUAUGUUAUUGAGGUGGAAGGGAGCUCAUAUCACAGCAUUGUGCCACAUCACGAUGCUUUGACUGUAUGCAUUAGCCACCCGACUCGGUGACGUUUGCUCCAUGAAAUGUCUUUUACGUAAAAUGUAUCAUGAAAAAAAAAACAUGUCAGUGAGGGAAUCCUCAUUUCUGGCAUGGGGGAAUAUAAUCUCACAUAUGAGGAUUCUCAAGACCGCGCGCGUGUGUGUGUAUAUGUGUAAAUAUAUACAAUAUAUGUGCACGUGUGGCAGGCACACAACAAUGGUGGACCUUUUUAAAAGUCAAUCUGUAUGCUGAGCGUCUAAAUACGAAAACUCGCAGUCCAUUUUUUUAACUUAAGAAGCUGCAUUUUGGAUUUAUUUUUUAACGGUCUUAUUAUUUGCAAUUGAAAGAAAGGCAAGCGGUACCAUGCAACUCUCUCAUCAAGGUGCCACAACUGUAAUCCAGUGCUGUAGUCAUUCUACAAGCAGCCUUCUCCAUUCGUACUGUAUCUUCCGUCGGCGUCAUAUUCGUACGGCGCGUUGAGACCCAUGACGAUGGAAGCUGUCAUUUCACCAGACAACUCUCACGGUGUGCCUCUCGGCACACGGCUAGGCUGUGUUCUCCCCGUCCGCCACACGGUGCCCCAUAUUCAGUAUGAAGUGAAGUCAGUGUCGGAUUUUCCAACCUUUACUGGGGCAGGCCUUCACGUUCAAGAAAAAAAAAAAUGUCAGAAAACACCACUGAGUAAAUAUGUCACAAAAAUUGGGGUCACCAGGUUCAUAAAGUACCUUCUGCCAUCUAAUGGAACAGCAUUUAAAUGUUCUGUCACCUUUUUACAGACAUAGAUAGUUGAACCAAGAUACAUGAUUUGUAGUCAAUGAUUAAGAGAAAUUGGUUGACUGAUGCUCUCUCAGGAGAACACAAAAGUCCCUCGAUGGAUUUUGAAAUUUACUGAACUGCGACAGUCACUAGAAACUCAAUAUAUGUAUUCCAUGAUGCAUUGCGCCUAUAAAGAAAAAACAAUAUUUUCAGUUUAUGGAAAGAUUUUAUUUAAAUUUAUUCAAUGUAUGGUAAAUACCUUGAAAUUCCCUGCUAAGUGAAACUAACGAUGGAGGAGACUGUUGACAACCCUGACUAAUUCUCCAAAAUUGAGUCAUGUAUGUAGAAACAAACUUCUGAAUUUGCUUUGGUCUUUAAUAUAAGUACGGAAACAAAAACAAUGAAAACAAUCAGAUUAUGUUAUAAUUUAUUAUUUGUUCAAUAUUUACUCUUCAACCUCCGCCCCUUGAUAAGGUAUGUCGUAACGAUGCGAAAGCACUGACAUAAAUAAUUAACGGUGUGCCAGUUGUGUUCUAAAACUGAUGUGACUGAUGAGUGAAAAUCCAAAACAAAGGUUUAGAAAUGUCUCUAGAUGGCACAAGAUGCCAGCAAAUGACUACUUUUGGCUGUGGCCCGACUAUGAAGCUCUUUCCCCCCUCCCCGCUCCAACAUUGUGCGAACAAGAAGUUGGCAAGGACAACGUGUCGUAUUUUAUACAAGGCCUUGACUUUUCAGCUAGUAAUGGAGAAUUGGUUCUAUUAAAAUAAAUAAAUAGAUAAAUAAAAUUUGCCGAAUUAGAGUGUGGAAUAGAUAAAUGGUUCCAAACACAGCCUUAUAGUAUUGUUAUUGUAUUAAAGAAAUUCUCCGUAAAUUAAGUUUCAUUUUACACGUGGUGCGCUUUCUUUCAUUGACUUUUUAUUUAUUCACCAUUUCUUCCUCAAGCAAAAUCCCAUAACAAAGAAUCAGUUCCAAAAAUAGAAAUAAAAAAUGUUUAAAAAUAAGAGUUGCUCCAAAAUGUUUUUGCGAAGAUCAAACAUAAUAAACAUCAGGGCUCUCGCAAUAGAAAAAGAUAUACGUUUGUUUUGAAAAAUAAUAUGUACAUAUAUAUUUCUAUUCAAAUAUAUAGCAAUUAUAUGACUACUGAGGGAAAACAAAUAACUAUCAAAGCCGUUCUAAUUGAAAAUAUAUUGGAAAAGAUCACAAGACAAUCGCUCUGAGGUGGAGAUAGAGAGAAAAAGAAGGCGUGCGUGACAAAGAGGCAAGGGACUUGAACGGGUACCACAAGCGUCGCGAGGGCAAAUUGGGAGUGCUGAAGCGCUACCAUUUUUUUGGUUGUUUUUUUUGUGUCCCCGCUCGGGAUUCCGACUGCACGCCGACGCGGCUCGGACGACGACAAAGCACAGUAGAAUGGUGGCAGGACGUGUUGUGGUGAGCUUGCUGUUGAAAAACAAAGAACUUCCCAACUUUAGCAGAGCGUACGGUGGUUAUAAAAUGGCCGCACGGCCGUGUUCGAAUUCUGCAGUAGGUUUUUGGGGAACAAAAUGAGACUCAAAUACAUUUGGUCAAACUCAAAACCUUUUCCACCAUUAUUGUGACCGAUGCACUCUACUCUUUCAGAGAUGCUGUGGUUGCACAAGUCUGCACACCCUCUUUUAACUGGAGGUUUGGCUAGCUGUGUUCAGAAUUGACUUGAAUGACUUUUAAACUAAGCUUUUAUGGGGGUCAUCACAGACCCGUCGUCUCUGAUUAACCACAAAUAAAGUUCAGAUGGUCAAACGGGCUUUUACUGAGAUGUUUAGUUUGUUUUUUAAAUGUGUGAGCAUUCCAGAAGAGGUCUGCUACGUACAUUUUCUUCAUAAUUCCCUCCACGUGGACAAAGCACCCAGUUCCAGCUGAAGAAAAAGUGUGUUCAUGGUGUUGUGUAUAUAAUGAAGAGUGUUGUCAAACAUCCCUUUUACAAUCAUGGCCAGAAAGUUCAGCCUUGGCUUUAAGGGACCGUAACACAUUUUCCUAUGUGUUUAGGAAACGUUGUUAUGGUCCAGUUCAUAAUAGAAGUCAGUGUUUCCAGCUUCUGUUGGUAAGCAACAAAACUUCAGGGUCCUGAUGGUAAGUUGAAAAACAAAAUAGUCCCAAAAAGACUACUAGAACAUGUUAGCUUGAGUUGGGGUUAAUCGGUGGCAGACUUGUGCUGACUCUUACUCAAAAUGGGCUUAAAUGUCAUUGGUUAAUCUGAACAGUCACAUUUUCAGUUUGAAGAGGGUGUGUGCACUUGUGCAAUCACAUAAUUGGAGCUUAAUUCUUUAGUUUAAAAAAAAAAAAAAACAAUCAUGGUUGAGGUGCACAAGUAUAUAUUCAAAUAAUUAUUAAUCUUGGUGUCAUUCGAACAGGGGUGUGUAGACUUUUUAUACCCACCGUAUACUGAGUAAGCCUGUUUUGAUAUGUCGUACAGUACCUUCCGAAGGUGUGUUCACCGACUCCAUAUGCCAUCCCGCCCAAGCAGACUACUUUCUGCACCGCUUUGGCCUUUACAUUUCCACUUCUAUAUGUUUCCUCGGAAACAAUCUUUUCACGAGCCUGUUUGGACUCCGUUCCAUUGAUAUUGGAUGGAGUAGCUAAACUAAACCAGCACCCAGGUCAGGGUGACCACUAUGUCAGUUUGUUCAAAGUAAAUGCAGUGUUCCUUGCGGCAAGGUCUACCCUAUUAUCAGAACAAAUUACAACCCAUAAUGACGUUUCAUCCUGCACUGAUCUUAUUUUUGUAUGUAGCUUGUUCAAGCAUCAAAGCUAAUUGGGUGUGUUUUGCAGCCUGCUUGUGACAAAUUGUUAAUAGGUUUAUGGUACUGUCUGCGGCAUAUUGUCAGUGUCCAAUGAAAAACAUGCACCUCCAAUAUUUUUCAAAUUUUUAUUAUUGAAUAAUUAUUAUAGAAAUUAUUGGGUGUUUUUGCCAUCGAAACAAUUACAACAAAUACAGAUUUGGAUCAAAAUACUCAACCAAAAGACUUUUUGUUUUAUGACAUAUUGUAACUAUCGAAAAUUAAUAAUUAUUAUAAUUGAAAAAAUGAUUUUAUAUUUUACUUUAAAAGCAAUAAAAGAAGUAACGCCUACAGUUUGAAAUUCAUUUCUUCCUGGUGCGUGAGUACCACAUAUGGUAUGAGGGCUCCCUCUGGUGGCACACAAAAGAAUCACUGAAUGAAAUGGCCAAACUGUGCAGAAUAUUACAGUAGCCUAAACUUUUUUUUAUUAUCAUUAUUAUUCCAGUACGGUACCUUAGCAGAGUUUAGCUGUAUUUAGCUUUUAAGUACAAUACAUUUCUAUUUCAUCUUUAAGAACUGUCUGUUUUUAACAUUUAGCCGCGUAAAAAAAAUUGAGCUGUUAUGUCCAAUAAAUUUGAAUGUAAUCAUUAUUUAAGUGCAGUUUUUGUUUUCCUACAUUUAAACGCAGCGUUAAUGUUAAAAUGCAUAUUGUGGCUUACACAAGUCCUGCAUUUACAUUUGCUAGCCCGCUAUUGAAUUUUAAUUUUGGUCGUUAUGAUGGCCGAAUACGUAAUUUCUUUCAAAAUGCAUUGUUAACCUUUUAAAUAAUGCCCCAAAAUGAUUUGUUUUGGAUUCAAAACAAAACAAAAAAGAAUAUAUUCACACUUUUUGCAAUACAGUAUUGUACAUGGGCCCCGUGAUUGGCUGGCAAUCAGUUCAGGCUGUACCCCGCCUCCUGCUUGUUGACAGCUGGGAUAGGCUCCAGCCCUUCCCGCAACCCUUGUGAGGAUAAGUGACUAAGAAAACGGAUGGAUGGAUACUGUACAUGCUUUUCAUUGGACAUGAUGAAAUCUCAUUGCUACAAAAGUUUUAUUACUCAAAUUGUGCAAAAACUGUAGAGAGGAGAAUUAGUAUCUUGACAAUAAUUACAGGAGGAAAAGAUUUUGGUGAUUUAAUUGCGUUCCAUGUGCAAUUGAAAUUGAUUCAAUAGUUCAAAGGGUGGAUUUAAAAAACUAUAUAUA
Molecule: messenger RNA, 11904 nt
Organism: Syngnathoides biaculeatus (alligator pipefish)
Lineage: Eukaryota; Metazoa; Chordata; Actinopteri; Syngnathiformes; Syngnathidae
Gene: dscaml1
Product: Down syndrome cell adhesion molecule like 1
Exons: 35
Coding region: 442-6729 (2095 amino acids)
Biological process (GO): dendrite self-avoidance; homophilic cell-cell adhesion; axon guidance
Cellular component (GO): plasma membrane; axon
Molecular function (GO): cell-cell adhesion mediator activity
Source: RefSeq, a predicted model, not a curated record